AAACCAUAUAAAAAACCAAAGAGUACACCAUAAAAUCGCCAAAUGCUGUAAUAAAAACCACCAUAACCGACCUCCCCUGACCUUCUUAAUAAGCCAAAAACCAAAAAGCAGCAGCUUCACGGGAAGCCUCGGCUGACAAGGGUUCCCCACAAAACCCCCAACAGCGUGUGUGGGUGGUGGUGCUCGGGAAUCGCGACCGUCACAUGCUGGGCGCGGCGGCGCGGGAGGAGUAAGGGCCAAGUUCGAGCAUCCGCUAUUAAUACCCCCGAGCGACCCCCGAUUUCUUUAACCGGGCUUCUUUGAAAUAAUUACUACGAACACAUCUAUACCAACUCCCAAUAAACUCGAUAAUAAAUCAAUCCUUCAUAAUGUCUCUCAAGAACGCCGCAUUCCCCUCCUCCGAGGCCUUCGAUGCCAUCAACGCCUCGCUGCAGUCUGAUGAUGCUGAGCGCAAGAACGCGAUCAAGGCAGGCCAGUCGGUCUUUGCUUUCACCCUUAAGAACAAGGCUGGGGAGACGGACAGCUGGCACAUCGACUUGAAGAAGGAUGGUGUUGUUAACAAGGGACUUGGUGAUAAGCCUACUGUCACCCUCUCCCUCUCCGAUGAGGACUUCGGCAAGCUCGUUGCUGGCAAGGCGAACGCACAGAGGCUGUUCAUGAGCGGCAAGCUGAAGGUUAAGGGUGAUGUGAUGAAGGCGACGAAGAUGGAGCCGAUUCUCAAGCGCGCGCAGACGAAGGCCAAGUUGUAGAUGGAUGGAUGGAGAGAGGCUGGCUGUAUGAUUUGGGAGGCAUGUAGAAAGAACGAAGAGCGUGUGAUAUAGGGAAAAUAAAUUAUAAAAAGCUAUAACCAC
Molecule: messenger RNA, 851 nt
Organism: Pseudogymnoascus verrucosus
Lineage: Eukaryota; Fungi; Ascomycota; Leotiomycetes; Thelebolales; Thelebolaceae
Exons: 4
Coding region: 369-749 (126 amino acids)
Cellular component (GO): cytosol
Source: RefSeq, a predicted model, not a curated record